AUGAAGGUGCUCCCAUCGCUCACCCCCGACCUCAGCGAGUGGGCUCUGAAGCAGCCGCUCUUUUACGUGGCCUCGGCGCCGACGUACGGACAGCACGUCAACGUAUCCCCCAAGGGCUUGGCGUCGACGUCGCUGGCGAUCCUGUCGCCGAACCGCAUCGCCUACCUGGACCGCACCGGUUCCGGCUGCGAGACCAUCGCCCACCUGUACGAGAACGGCCGGAUGACGGUAAUGUUCAACUCGUUCGGCGCGGCGCCGCGCAUCCUCCGGCUCUACUGCCGCCGGCGCGAGGUGGUCGAGCGGACCGACGAGGACAGCUUUGCCGCCUGGCUCCAGAGGCUCGGCAUGCCCUCCCGGCCCGACGGCGCCAGGGCCGUCAUCGUCCUCGACGUCUUCAAGGUCACCACCAGCUGCGGCUUCGCCGUCCCCAUGGUGAGGCGUCAGUUCUGGGACGGCGGCGAGGCCGAGCUGGCCGUGUUCGAGGACCGGCUCACGCUGAACCAGAACGCGGCCAAGAAGGAGACGCUCGGCAAGAUCCUCGAGUACCAGGUCCAGAACAACGUCGUGUCCCUAGAUGGCCUGCCCGGGUUGAAGGGCGCGAGGCGGGCGCACCCCGAUGCCAAGUUUGGACUGCUCCCGGGACACGUCAGGGCGUAUGCAGGGCGGGUGCUCUCGCAGCGCGAGGGCAUGGUCGUUGGGUUCCUGGCUGCAUUGCUGCUCUGGGUGCUGGUGACGGUCAUCACAGAGGGCACUCAGGGGCUGACGCUGGCAAAGUAG
Pyricularia pennisetigena is the source of this 777-nucleotide messenger RNA. RefSeq lists its product as uncharacterized. NCBI's taxonomy places the organism in Eukaryota, Fungi, Ascomycota, Sordariomycetes, Magnaporthales, Pyriculariaceae. The transcript has a single exon. The record is from RefSeq and is a predicted model, not a curated record. The coding region runs from base 1 to 777 and encodes 258 amino acids.